CUCCUUCCCUUUUCUUGCAUUCUCACUCUCCUUCUUUCCCUCCUGCUCUCUCUCUAUAUAUAUUUAGAGAGAGCGAGAGCGAGAGCGAGAGCAUCUUCUUCACUUCUGAGUAAUCCAUGGAGGGCCUUCCAGCUGGUUACCGUCCCAACGUUGGUGUUUGCCUCAUCAAUUCUGAGAAUCAGGUUUUUGUGGCUUCAAGGUUGAAUGUUCCUGGAGCAUGGCAGAUGCCUCAGGGAGGUAUAGAAGAUGGUGAGGAACCAAAAUCUGCAGCUGUCAGAGAGCUACGGGAAGAAACUGGAGUAGUGUCAGCUGAAAUUAUUGCAGAGGUUUCCCAUUGGUUGACAUAUGACUUUCCUCCUGCAGUGAAGGCCAAAGUUAACCGCCUGUGGGGAGGUGAAUGGCAUGGGCAGGCUCAGAAGUGGUUUCUCAUGAGACUAACUGGAGAUGACAAUGAGGUUAACUUGGCAAAUGGUGAGGUUGACCCUGAAUUCUCAGAGUGGAAGUGGGCGAGUCCCGAAGAAGUAAUUGAGCAGGCAGUGGAUUACAAGAGGCCAACAUACGAGGAAGUCUUAAGAACCUUUAUGCCUUACUUCAAUGGAAAAGAGACAGCCUAAAUGUAAAUCAACGAACUGUACAGGUGAUGGUUAGGGCUUUCAUCUGUCCCUGUGGUUGAACUAGCAUAGUAAAAUUUGGACUAGUGUAACUUUGUAAAUGGUAUGGCAUUGCAGUUUUUGAACUAGAGUUAUUGUUUAGAAGUAGAAUUGCUUUUGGGAUAUUACUUGGUUUGUUGUCUGUUCCCCGUCAGUGUCCUAAGAAGUUGUUUGCCACCUUUGGAAAAAAGUUUCAAGGAAUAGCAGUAAUUUUUCUUGAAUUU
Molecule: messenger RNA, 874 nt
Organism: Nelumbo nucifera (sacred lotus)
Lineage: Eukaryota; Viridiplantae; Streptophyta; Magnoliopsida; Proteales; Nelumbonaceae
Gene: NUDX25
Product: nudix hydrolase homolog 25
Biological process (GO): nucleoside phosphate metabolic process; ribose phosphate metabolic process
Cellular component (GO): chloroplast
Molecular function (GO): guanosine-3',5'-bis(diphosphate) 3'-diphosphatase activity; bis(5'-adenosyl)-pentaphosphatase activity
Source: RefSeq, a predicted model, not a curated record